AUGGCUAAGUGUAUGCUGGGACCUCGGGCCACCCCCCAGGAUCUCUGUGACCACAUUCGCCGGUACCAGCUUAUAGCGGAAGGGUGGCAGAUGACGGAUAGCCAACAGGAGGCCAUGGAUCAUCUCAGCAGGGUGAUGGGUUGGUCGGUCCCCAAGACGUUUGACUUGGAUCUAAUGAACUCCCCGGCUGUCCUAUUACAUUGGCGGAGCCUAAAGAUAAUGGCAGAGGCUCUACCAUCCACUACCUUGGCAGAUUUGAGGUCCACAUAUGCGGAGGUGAUUCCACAACAGGUACCUGCAACAGUGGUUCAUGAGGUGGCGUCCGAAAGGGCUCCUGAACCCGUAGAGGAACUCGAGGUCGAGUUGCCUGAGGAGGAUUUCCUACCCAUGAUUCACGCGUUUGACAGCCAUUUCCACUUGGAUCGGACGCGAAGAAAGCUUCGGCUGUCCCCCAAGGCGUCUGUGAGCGAUCUGGUGGAGGCAGUACCUGUACCUCAGAAGGAGUAUGUACUGAAGAUGUCAGGGGUGGUAGUUUUCUGUGACCCUGAUACCUACCCUUCCUCCCAGGACAUUCAGGAUCUACUGAAAGAAAGGUAUCUGGUGGCGAUCGGCGUGCACCCCAAACACAUCUUGACCCCACCCCAGAGACAGGCUUUCUUGGAGCUGUUGCGUGUCCCUGAGGUUGCCGGUUUCGGAGAAGUUGGGAUUGAUCACACUGUCCGCUCCCCAGACAUGUGGUAUCGCCAGGAGGAACAACUAAGGAGUCUGUUGCCCCACAUUCAACCCCAUCAGGUGUUGAUCCUCCACAUCCGGGGACUGAGGGAUGACCCCACCGGACUGGAAGCUUAUAUGAGGUGCUUUGACGUGGUGAGGGAAUGGGUACCCCUGGAGCAGAAAAUACAACUACAUUGCUUCAGCGGGACAGAGGAAGUGAUCAGGGUCUGGCUGGAGCGAUUCCCGAACACCUACUUCAGCUUGUCAGGGAUGGUGGCCAAGUUUAGUGAUGUUCAACGCCGGGCCGUUAAAAGUAUCCCUGCUGAUCGGCUUCUCCUGGAGACAGAUGCCCCCUAUUUCCUAGUCAGCCCUGAGUUCCCUUGCAGUGCUCCCCAUCUGUUGGACCAUACAGCUCGCCAUGUAUCCCAGAUACGAGGGGAUCUCAGCCUCACUGAGGUUUUAGAGCUCACGGACAGGAAUGGGAGCAACCUCUUCUAG
This is a messenger RNA of Pecten maximus, 1212 nucleotides long. Its product is annotated as putative deoxyribonuclease TATDN2. Gene Ontology annotation, molecular function: hydrolase activity, acting on ester bonds. The coding region runs from base 1 to 1212 and encodes 403 amino acids. Lineage: Eukaryota; Metazoa; Mollusca; Bivalvia; Pectinida; Pectinidae. The record is from RefSeq and is a predicted model, not a curated record. The transcript has a single exon.